AUGGGGUUUCAAAGGGGAAAACUAAUUUUUGAAGUUUUCUAUCAAAACCCCUACCCGGGGUUCCAAACUCACCAUCUCCUUGCUAAGAUUCUCUACAGACAUGGAAGUGUACAAGAAGCUUGGAAUCAUGCAUGUCUUGCUCAAGUGGAAUGUCCACGAGACCCAAAUGCUCAAGAGACUCGAAGCAGAUUGACCAAUGCUUUAGUUGACCGCUGGCACCUGCCCAUGCUGAAUGACUCCACCCGAAAUGCUGCAUUUAAACUUGCUAUUGAGAAAGCCGUGGAGGAAGGGCAUAACAGUGUAUUGGAUAUAGGAUCUGGCACUGGCCUACUCAGCAUUCUUGCCAUGAGGGCCAAUGCCAAGAAAGUGUAUGCCUGCGAAGUAGAUAAGUUUAUGUGUGAGUUAUCCAACAACGUUCUUCAGUCUAAUAUGGUCCCACCGGGUGUUUGUGUGCUCAAUCAACACAGCAAAGAUAUUGUCAUCCCUUCACACAUCCCACAAAGGGUAGCAUUAGUGGUAAGCGAGACAGUGGAUGCAGGGCUAUUGGGAGAGCACAUCCUCUCAACAUUGCAGCAUGCAUGGAAACAUCUUUUAUUGCCACCAAAGUCAUUAGUAACCCCCAGUACCUCAGAUGUUAUGCCAUCAUUUAUUCUGAAACCAGAAACCUCAGAUGUGUCUGCAGUUGCAAUGCAAAAUAGGUCUACUUCGGAAACAUGUGUAGACUACGUGGUAGGUGCUCAUAGAACAAAUAUAAAACAGGGACAUGUAAAAACUACAGCUCCAGAUAAUCUGGCAAUAGGUAAGGAAACUCUACACCAUAAGAGAGAGAACUCUUCAAAGUUUGGAAGAGUAAUUCCUUCUAAGGCUGAAGUGUUUAUAGCUCUUAUUAGCUGUGAUUACAUAGCAAAGCAAAUUAAGGUCAACAGACCUGAUUUGUCCUAUUUCACAAAUAAAACUGUUUGCAUUAAGCUUCAAGAGCCAUAUAUGUCAGAGAAACUUAAUCAGGUACCUGGAGGUUUUAAACUGCUGUCACACUGGACUCCUUUAACUACAAUAGAUUUCAAUUCCCCUGAUGACAUAGAAAAACACCUCACUGGAGAAGUAGACAAAACUUUAAAACUACAGUGCAUAGAGUGUGGAUCUCUUGAUGCCAUAGUUCUUUCAUUCAAACUUUAUUUAGAUGAAAAACUUUGCAUUGAUACUUUUCCUGAGCCAGGUACAACACUGUGGGAGAAUGCUGUGUACCCAGUUUUAAAUCUGAUAAGUGUUGAUACUCAUAGUAUCAUUGCAAUUGACUUUAAAUGUACAGGUGUCAUACAGUUGUCAUUACAGAGGAGUUCUUCAAAUUUAAAAAAUGCAAACUAUCUUUAUCUCACUGAAGAUGCCAUAAGAUUUUUAAACAGUAAGAAUGUUGUAGAUUCUUUUCUCUCAGCCUCACAACAGAUAGUUAUUAACCUUCAAGAACCAAGAAGUGAUAAACGUGAUAGAGGUCAUCAGCUAAUUAUAUGUGACAAAACACCGUUCCCCCUAGCUGGUCUGGCUGUACUGUCAGAGUUUCCAAACUCUAAGCUAUAUGUAGAGAAUGAUGAGAUAAAGAACAUCCUACAAGAAUUAGGAAUUACUGCUUAUGAUUUUGAAGAUUUGGAAGAGAAGAUAGAUGUCUUGUUCAUGUGGCCAGUAACAAGAGAAGGGACACUGAAGGAUGGGCUAGUGAAAAACAUUUUUAUGAACAGGUUAAUGAUGGGCAGAGAUUGCCAAGUGUAUCCACAAGAGGUAGAUCUCAUCAUGAGCCUCAUCAGCUCUCCAGUGCUAGCAGCCAUGACUUGUGUGGAUGAUACAAACACAUCCGGUGUCAAGAUAGCAGAGAUCUUUAACAUUGUUAAGACAAGUCACCACCUUGAUGUUCCAUUGUCUGCAAUACCUCAUACUACAGUCAUAAACCAACCCAUUCCUGUCUUGAGACUAUCACUCAUCUCUGGCCACACACAGCCUCUUGGCCCAGUACAGGAGAAUUUAGGAGAUGUGAAUGAGGGCCUGCUGGUAUUGGGAGGUGAGGUAGUAAGUGUACUAAUUAAUGUGAUGAUCUCUGAAGCCUCUACCAUUACAGCUGUUCCAUACUGGUUUCACAUUCGAGGUAAACUCCCACUAAAAGCUUCAAUGUCAUCAAAGUUAUCCUCAGGAUCCAACUCUGAACCAUCUGCUUCAAUACAGACAAGUCAUACUACAACUCCACCUAACUGUGACACAGUUGUUUUAUCAACUAAAGAACCAGACUCUCCAUGCAACCAAAGUCUGUUUAUUUUAAGUAAACCUUUAGAAGUUUUAGAGGGUAAAAAUGUUAACUUAGAUGUUGUCUGGAGAGAAGGGGCAUUUAAUGCAACAGUAGAAUCAGCAGCAGAUUAA
Messenger RNA from Cherax quadricarinatus, 2403 nucleotides. Lineage: Eukaryota; Metazoa; Arthropoda; Malacostraca; Decapoda; Parastacidae. The record is from RefSeq and is a predicted model, not a curated record.